Clonostachys solani is the source of this 675-nucleotide messenger RNA. The record is from the annotation of a GenBank genome assembly. NCBI's taxonomy places the organism in Eukaryota, Fungi, Ascomycota, Sordariomycetes, Hypocreales, Bionectriaceae.
AUGGAUGUCACUUCGAGACAAAGGCGCUACAGUCGCUCCAGCGUUCAGCCAGAGGACACGCUCACGGCCGAAGAACAAAAUAGUUCCAGUGAGGGCUGCGUGAAUGAAGAACACAAUAUACCGACCGGCCGCAUGAUCACGUCGCUGAUGUGCGACCAGAGACGCAAUUUGCCUCACCCGUGGUGGCUACGCAUGUCUCAUCACGGGAGGUCUGAUCUCACUCAACACUCGGGCGACACGGAUGCAUUUUCUAAUACUACGAGAACUCCCAUCUGGGACAGCUCUUGGAGUACGGAGGAUCUUGGAAAGCUGAAAAAUAUCCAUUAUGACCAAGGAAUCCCACAAAAGCAGCAAAGCCUAUCGGUCGCAGUAUUGUUGCCAUCACCACAUAUUCAACACGCCGACGCCGCCGACCAUAACAACGCGGCGGGACCAGAAAAGGCGAAUAGAGAUGAGUCUGGCUGGUCACCUUCUGUAUUAAGUAUAUCAAUGAAAAAUAAGUUCGACGAGAACGAGACGAUCGCAGCAUUGGAGUCUCCACGGCAGCUGUCCGCGAAGCGGAUUGGCAUGACUACUCCACCACUCCCGGUGUCUGUACGGCACACACCAUCUAGCUCGAGGCUCGUAAAGAUCCCAUCGACGCCACACCCUAACAAAGAAGAUGUUUUAGAAUAG